AAGCUCACAAACUCAGUUACACAAUCCAUCCUCUCACUUGUCAAACGAGUGUGUACGUACAGCUGGCAGCAGCCUACUAAUCCCAAUCCCAGUCUUUGCUUCCACAUUGCGAUCAUACGCAGUCAGGCCCUGAUCAAUCAAUCAAAAAUAAAAUCACAGCAGACAGACUUGCAAAAGUGUCAGACCCCAACAGACACAUAUAAAAAAAUCCCCUUGACCUGUGCAAGAGGGUGAUUCGGCGGUAAAUGUGCGCGCAUAUAUGAGCAUGGUACAAAACCCUUCACAUACUUCGAGUUUGCCGUGUGCGGGUGGUAAGUCUCAUUCUUCCGCAAACAGAGCAUCUUGAUGAUCCUACAAAUCAAGCAUCCACAAAAUGAAGAGGGCAAUCAAUACAUACGGAGAUGGUGUGCUAAUAAACCGAUUGUUGCCUUGUGCAUUGUCAAAGCCAGGGAUGAAUGUGCAGAGGCUGCAGAUCCAUCCCUGACCUUGCCCCUACUUGUAACAACCAGCCCAGCAGUCACAGCAGAUGGUCUGCUCGGCCUAAUCUACCCCCAGUCAGUCAGUCCUUCCCAUCUGUACGGCAUACUGCAUUGUCAGAACAGUGCUUCAGCCACAGGCUGCUACUACAUAAUCUUAAUCCAUCCCGGUCCUUGAACUGGUAACCACUGAGAGCUUGCAAAAAGGGUCCUGUCCAUGGCAGUAGGCUCUGCUCGCAUGGGCAGCCCGAGACACAUUCAAGCGCCCCCCGGCAUCUGCCUCCUGCCACAAAUCCAAAGUGCACACAGAACAGACGCCCAGUUCUGCUGGC
This is a messenger RNA of Coccomyxa subellipsoidea C-169, 808 nucleotides long. RefSeq lists its product as hypothetical. Bases 346 to 654 code for a protein of 102 amino acids. The transcript has a single exon. Lineage: Eukaryota; Viridiplantae; Chlorophyta; Trebouxiophyceae; Coccomyxaceae. The record is from RefSeq and is a predicted model, not a curated record.